This is a messenger RNA of Syzygium oleosum, 2744 nucleotides long. Its product is annotated as protein WHAT'S THIS FACTOR 9, mitochondrial. The record is from RefSeq and is a predicted model, not a curated record. Gene Ontology annotation, molecular function: RNA binding. The transcript has a single exon. NCBI's taxonomy places the organism in Eukaryota, Viridiplantae, Streptophyta, Magnoliopsida, Myrtales, Myrtaceae. The coding region runs from base 115 to 1560 and encodes 481 amino acids.
CCUGUUCUUGAACCUCUCGGCCUCUCUUCCGCCCAAAAACCACCGUCUUCUGCGGCGGAGCAACCCGAUCUUCUUCCGCGGCGACACACAACACACGCACCUUCUCGUUCAGCCAUGAGAUCGAUCCUUCCGAAGCGCAUCGGCAGAUCCUCUCCCGAGACCCACCCCCUUUCGCAGGCCCCGCGCCGAGCCCCUCCCGGCGACGCCGCGCCCGCCGUCUGCGUCCGCGACCGCGGCCUCGACCACGCCGUCGAGAGAGAGAAGUUCUUGAUCCCCGUCGUCAACCUCAAGAACCUCCUCAAGUCGGAGCCCUCGAGGUCGCUCCCCAUCUCCGCCAUCGCCGAGUGCAGGGACGACCUCCGCAUCCCGAUUCGGCCCAUCGACUUCGUUCGCCGGUACCCUUCGAUCUUCGCGGAAUUCUUGCCCCGGAACGUCGGGGUCCACCCCCAUUUCAAGCUCACGGAUGAGGUUCUGGAGCUGGAUGCGGAAGAGCAGCUGGUUUAUCAGAGGGAGAGCUACAGGCAGGAGGCUGCGGAUAGGGUCCUGAAGCUGCUGAUGAUGUCGAAGGUCCUCAAGAUGCCGUUGGACAUUAUUGAUGAGCUGAAAUGGGACAUGGGUUUGCCCCAAGAUUUUGUUCAGAGCAUAGUUCCGGAGUUCCCUGACUAUUUUCGAGUAGCGGAUGGCGAGGGAGUUCGAGUUCUUGAAUUGGUUUGUUGGAGCAGCGACUUGGCGAAAUCGAUCAUGGAAAAGAGAGCGGUUAAUCGUGCGAAAGGUACGCCAGUCGAGUUCACUAUGCAUUUUUCAAAAGGUUUUGAGGUGGAUAAGAAGUUAAAGAAGUGGAUUGACGAUUGGAAGAAGCUCCCUUACAUUUCCCCUUACGAAAAUGGGUUGCAUUUAUCGCAAAGUAGUGAUGAAUCUGAUAAAUGGGCUGUUGCUGUCUUACAUGAGCUUCUAAAUCUUUUUGUUUCCAAGAAGACAGAGAGGGAUACAAUGUUUUGUGUCGGGGAGUAUUUGGGGGUUCGGUCGAGGUUUAAGAGAGCACUGCUUGAUCAUCCGGGCAUCUUUUAUGUUUCGAGUAAGAAUAGAACCCACACUGUGGUUUUGAAAGAGGCAUUUAGAAGGGGUUCCUUAAUUGAGCAGCAUCCUUUGAUGGAUAUGAGGAAUAGAUACAUUCACCUGAUGAACACGGUGAAGGAAGAGAAGAAAGCGACCACCACGUCUGGUUCUAAGCAACCGAAGAAGGUCUCCAAUGGUUCUGAGCAUCAAAGAGAAGUAGAGGAUGAAAAUGGGGACGAGGAUGAUGCUGAUGGUAUGUCAGAUUCUGAGGUUGAGGAUGAUGAUGAAGAUGACGACUCUGAAGAUGAUGAGGAAAACGACAAUGUUAAACGGACUCGGACUAGAGCUCAUACAAAUGCCUCACCGAGAGGAAAUAGGACUAGGAAGUCAAAUUCGUCUCCGAGGCAUAAUUCUAGAAGUCGUGCUGGGGACAGGUCAGCUGGAGAAUCACAUAGUAAGAAAACUAAAAGAGUUUUGGCCAAACUUUCUACAAGGAAUGUCUAAACAUGAUUCCACAGGAGAUCGACGGAAUAGUCAAAUGUUUCUGAAGGCAGUGGCCAGUCAAACUUUCUACAAGGAAGACAUAUGUUCAGGUUCCCUUCUCACCUGAGUCUGCCUUCUCAAGUUAGCAUAUGACUAGGAAUUCGCUCAUGUAACAUUGUGGAUUUCCAUUGGAGGCCGAUAUGUCAUUAUCCGGUUCUAGCUUCAUGCAUCUGGAAAGUGGAAACUGAAGAUGUGGAUGGCCUUGGUUCUUUGACGUUCAAUGCAACAUAGUAAGACUCAAGUUCUUUGCAUGUGGAGCUAUCAUUGCACCUCCUCUGGCUCCAAGCCUUCUUCCUCUUUCUCUUCUUCUCAUCAUAUUUCUGCAAGGAAGCUCACAGCUGCUCUUUGGGAAUGCACUCACGACCUGGCCUCUUUCAGAAUGCACAACCACAAUGGCAAUCUUGGUAAUAUGCAUCGGGCUGUGCCGCCUCCAGAAGGACAAUGAUGGCAGUUGAGGCGGUGGCGGCGGGUUUGAGCUCUCACUUUUUGGCCAAUCUUUCUCCGAGUUCUCCAGAUCAAGUGCAUGUUGGUUUCUCGAUUAGUUUUUAUGAUCUGGGUUUGUGAUGGUUAGGAUUGUGAUUCUUGUUUGUUCUGGUUUAUCUGUAAGAGGGUUAUCUAUUGUGUUUUUGUUUUGGAUGUUUGUGUUUUGCUCCGUGUGUGAUCAUGGCCAUUCUGUCAUCACUGCUGGUAUGGUGAGUCCACUGAGGUUUUGUGUGAUUUGGCUGUUUUUGGUCUCUGUGCAGAGAUACACUCAUGAUUGUAUUUCGGUCUGCAUCUCUUUAUGAUCCUAAAAUGGCAUCAAUAUGGUCUCAAGCAGCUUCAGAUUGUUCAGAGUUUCAUUGAUCUCGACCCAUCUGUGCUUGGCUGCUCCAAUCAGUAGAGUACUUUUGUGUGUAAAAUAGGAAAAAUCGACAAAAAGAGCAGUCUAUUAUUUGGACAUCUUCUCCUUGAGAACUGUUGUGAAGGUUGCCCUCCUUGUUGGUCUGUACAUAUGAAUCAGUUUCAGCCAAGGUCUAGCUCAGCUAAUUGCACUUCAGAAGCUUUUAUUGGGUAUAGAUUUGUCUGCUUCUUUGCCUAGUUUCUCCGACAUCUGAAGGAAAUUAUGCUGUUGUCAUAUGAAUAUGAAUCACUGGAUAUCGGUACCC